AUGAUGGCCAGGAAAGAUGAGCAGGAGUCCCCUAGUAUGAUCGUAGUCAUGGGCGUCACAGGAGCAGGAAAGAGCUACUUCGUAAAUCAACUCGCUGGCAAAGAAGUUGCUCAGGAAGGCCCAGACCUCGACCCUUGCACGCAGGAGUGUCAGGGGAUACCAGUUACGAUUGGCAACAGCAAAGUGCUCUUGAUCGAUACGCCGGGCUUUGACGACACCAACCGUACGGAUAGCGAAAUCCUGACUGAAAUCGCCCGUAUCCUGUCCGCGCAAUAUGAACUCGGCGUGCAGCUUAAAGGUGUCAUCUACAUCCAUCGGAUUACAGAUGUUCGCUACAGUCGAGCCGCAAUCAAGACUUUCGAGAUUUUCAAGAAAAUGUGCGGCCAGGAUGCUCUCAAGAACGUUCUUCUGAUCACCUCUCGAUGGGAUGGAAUUGACCCGUCCCUUGGCGCAGAGCGUGAAAGGCAACUGAAGGACAAAUUCUGGGCGUAUAUGGUCGGCCAUGGAUCGAACAUUAGCCGAUUCCACGGCGAUCGACCGUCAGCCGUCAGCCUUGUGAGCCAGCUCCUAUCCCGGGACGACGUGGUACUCCAACUGCAGAGAGAGUUGGUAGAUGAGGGGAAGGACUUGAAUGCCACCGUAGCAGGUGCUUACGUGGAAGAUAACCUGGAUAAGCUGAAGCAGCAGGUUCAGGAUGAGUUAGCUUCGCUUGAGAGGCUCAAGCGAGACUUGCUUGAAAAUGAUCGGGCCAUGAGACGGCAGGUUCGGCUAGACUGGGAGCAAGAGUCAGCGAGGCUGAAGGCGCUUCAGAAUCAGCAGGUCAGUCUCCAGCGUCCCGUUGGUACUGAGGUCCGUCAAGAGAUCAAGCAGAAGAGGUCCGGGCUGUCAAAAGUGAUGCCCUAUGUUCCGGUUACUAUUAGCAUACUGGCGGCCUUCAUGGGCAUACCUCCCGGUGUCACUGAGAUGUUUACUGGAUGGUUUGCUGACCUCGGGUCUAGUGGCGAUCCCUCUUCCUAAUAGAUGAUUAGAUGCACUAGCAAUCCUUAGUGCGCUGAUCUCGUUUGGUGGUGGAAACCCCCUACUCUUUGCAUAAUAUACAGACUUACACUUGAUUCGAAACACUGGUUCUACGUUCCUUGUAGGGGCUCGGUUGGCGUCUCCUGUGAUCCAAUGGGGUCUUCCUGAAAGAGCCGCAAUUGUGUUCUCGCAUCGCAAGGCCGCCUGGGCAUAGUCCAGAACUUUCAGCCAUGCGACACAAUAUAAGUCGGACCUUAUCGACGGGAUCGGCU
Macroventuria anomochaeta is the source of this 1289-nucleotide messenger RNA. Its product is annotated as P-loop containing nucleoside triphosphate hydrolase protein. The transcript has 2 exons. NCBI's taxonomy places the organism in Eukaryota, Fungi, Ascomycota, Dothideomycetes, Pleosporales, Didymellaceae. Gene Ontology annotation, molecular function: GTP binding. The record is from RefSeq and is a predicted model, not a curated record. The coding region runs from base 1 to 1017 and encodes 338 amino acids.